Hyaloperonospora brassicae is the source of this 1509-nucleotide messenger RNA. NCBI's taxonomy places the organism in Eukaryota, Oomycota, Peronosporomycetes, Peronosporales, Peronosporaceae. The record is from the annotation of a GenBank genome assembly.
AUGGGGCACGAAAGACGGGGCACGAGAGACCGCUCGACGGGGCACGUGGACCACUACGAUGGACAAGCGAUUUACAGUGACGGGGCGUUGAUCUAUGAGCUCGGAGAGUACCUCGGAGGGGGAGUGUAUGAAGCGUUGUCGACUCGGACAAAGCAGCAUGUGGCCAUCAAGAUACUGAACCCCGUUGGCUACAAGCUGUUUCCCAGUUCAUUGCUCGCGCGAUGUCUUGUGGCGGUGCGGGGCAAGCCGGUAGCAGUGCUGCCAAGAGUGGAUGCUGCCGAGGAUGAAGGUGGUGGACGAUUGGCGGUGCUGGAUCGACAGACGUAUGGCGGAAGGCAGUACCGCGUGCGAUCGAAUGGUGCGACGUUGGCUCCGAUGCGCGUGGAGAAUGUGUGGUGGCUGAUCCAUCCGACGUCGAAACAGGCGAUCGCGGCGUCGGAAGACCCCUACACGGGUCAAGUGCGAGAGCUGACACUGCCUCAGUGCAUGGAGAUCUGGAGCGAGCAGCUACGUCAAAGCAGCGAGCGAGGGGCUGGAGAGCAAGCGAUGGACGCGGACGAAUUGCACCAGGAAGUGCGUGUGAAGAACCAACUGAUCACGAUUCCUCGCAUUCCAACGAAGUUUAUCAAGUUUGCCCGCACCCGACGGUCUAUUCACCGUGAGAUAUCCAACAUGUCGGAGCUAGGACGUCAUGACAACGUGCUGCGUCUGGACGAAGCGCUAGAGCUCGUGCAAGACAGUAAAUGCACGACGUUCUUGGUGCUCGAGCUCGCUGGCGGUGGUGAGCUAUUUGACCGCAUCAAGUUGGAUUGCGGCACCGACGAGGAAAGUGCGCGUGUGUACUUUCGGCAGCUCGUAUCGGGCGUGGCGUUUUGCCACCACUCGGGCAUUUGCCACCGCGACCUCAAGCCCGAGAAUUUGCUUCUUGCAGACAAUGAAGAGUUCCCGACGCUGAAAAUUGCUGAUUUUGGACUGUCGGCGAUCUUUGCGUACACGGAUAAGGAUGCGAACGCGAGUGCAAGUCGAACUGAUGGGGUCGACCAGCCGUCGAUUCGUCGAUUGCGCUCGGUCGUGGGGUCCCCCCACUACGUAGCGCCUGAAGUGCUCAUGGACGCUGGCCAAGGGUACGAUGGCGCAAAGGCCGAUGCGUGGUCGAUCGGUAUCAUCUUGUAUGCUUUGACUGCAGGCAGCAUGCCAUUUGGAAAAGACUUGCUCAUGUGCAGUCGCUACGAUCGUUUCCGCAAGUGGUCGUACGACACCAAGUACAGCGAUGAAGACCCGGCGGACGAGGUCGACUUCCCUGCAUGGUUUUUCCCGGCGCAUUUCUCGCUGGAACUGAAAUCUCUGGUCGCGCAGUUGUUGUAUCCGGACGCAUGCAUGCGGUUGUCGGUGGAGGAAUCGCAGCGUCAUGUGUGGGUCCGUAAUGCGCUGCCUGGACAGUCAAGCUUGUCCAUAUUGGACAAUGACCAGCGUCUGAGCAAUUGCGCGCCUUUCAGCGCACCCGAAUGA